CUUCUUCUCUGUCGGUAUAUUUUAGCCCCAGCUCUGUCUCUGCUCCCCCUCACACUGCUUUACUAAUCAGAGCAUAAACAUGGCUGCUAACCGGGUGAUCGUUUAUGGUGGAAGAGGAGCUCUGGGCUCAAAGUGUGUCCAACAUUUCAAAUCCAAAGGAUGGUGGGUCGCUUGCAUCGACAUGGCUGCAAACGAGGAGGCAAACGAAAACGUGAUAGUGAAGAUGAGUGAAUCUUUCACCGAGCAGGCAGGACAGGUGACUGCAGAUGUGGCCCAGUUGCUAGGGGAACAGAAGGUGGAUGCCAUCUUGUGUGUGGCCGGAGGAUGGGCGGGAGGAAGCUGCAGUUCCAAAGAUUUAUAUAAAAACACAGAUCUGAUGUGGAAGCAGAGUGUGUGGACCUCCACUAUCUCCAGCCACCUCGCUGCUCUGCACCUAAAACCAGGCGGACUAUUGACUUUGGCCGGAGCCAAAGCAGCGCUGUCAGGCACUGGAGGCAUGGUGGGCUAUGGCAUGGCCAAAGCUGCUGUCCAUCAGCUGUGUCAGAGUCUGGCAGCGAAAAACAGCGGGAUGCCAUCAGGAGCUGCUGCUGUGGCCAUACUACCGGUUACCUUGGAUACGCCGAUGAACAGGAAGUUCAUGCCUGAUGCAGAUUUCAGCUCCUGGACACCACUGGAGUACAUCGCAGAAAUGUUUUUCGACUGGGCUUCAGGAGCGAACCGGCCUGCUUCAGGAAGCCUGAUGCAAGUGCAGACCUCCGGAGGCGAAACCCAGGCUGUGGCGGCGCAGUAGAGGACAGAGUGGAGCUGUGGAGACAGUGAUGGGGGGUUGGGAGGCAGAGAGAAAGAGAGAUGGGGAGAUGGAGAAGCCCAGAGAUGGUAGAGAGGAGGAGGAGGAUAUGAGGAAGGAGAGUUAGAGAUAGGAGAUAGGAGGAGUGAUGAAGAGAGUUGGAGGGUGUAGAGGUGAAGAGAGAUGGUGACAGAGAGAAACUGGAUAAAAUAAGGAGGUGGAGAGGAGAAGGCUAGAUGGGUUUGUUUUGGAGGGGUGAGGAGGACGAGGGAGGAGGGGCUGUCGUUGCAAAUGCAGCAUCAGAGCGCCAUCUAGCUGUAAACCCCUAAAAUGAUCCCACAGCAACAGUCAGACUGCGUUGUACAUCCAGUUAUGAUGAGGACACACUCUCCACUCUUGCACAACAAUUUUAAAGACGUAUUCAAAGAUCAGUUAAGCGUGUUAAAUGGGAAAUAUUUCAAAUUGAUAAGUGUUUGUAGCUCUUUUUUGGUCAGGACUGAGGAAGCAGUCACUGAUUAAGAUGCAUACAUAAUUAGUUACACCACACUUUUAUAAUUACUGUGUCACAGUAGUGUUGACACAGUAAUUAUAAUGGUGACAAAAUAAUGAGUAUUUCCUCCUUUUUCCAAAAUGCAUAUUACCAACCUCCUACAGAUAGCUACAUUUUCUUCAACACAUGACAGUGUUAUACGUGAAAUCUGUAGACCUUUUAGUCUGUGCUGUUUGUCAUCCCUGAAGGUCUUCUGCUUGUAGAAACCUCAAACCCAGAAGAAAGCCGCUGUCUUCUUCCCUCAAACGGACAAUACGGUGUGAAGUGGAGUGGCCUUAUUUUAUGUUCGCUAUCAAGUCAAAGUGUCCUUGGUGUCCGCCGUGUGAAAAAGGUGCCCUGCUCCUUUUGUGGGUUUUCUAAGUCGUGUGUUGUAACUGUCAAAUUCAAAAUAAAAUGAGCCAAAAAACAGGA
Messenger RNA from Plectropomus leopardus (leopard coralgrouper), 1748 nucleotides. RefSeq names its product quinoid dihydropteridine reductase a (gene qdpra). The record is from RefSeq and is a predicted model, not a curated record. Gene Ontology annotation, molecular function: 6,7-dihydropteridine reductase activity; NADPH binding; NADH binding. Gene Ontology annotation, biological process: tetrahydrobiopterin biosynthetic process; L-phenylalanine catabolic process. Lineage: Eukaryota; Metazoa; Chordata; Actinopteri; Perciformes; Serranidae. Gene Ontology annotation, cellular component: cytoplasm.